Messenger RNA from Caenorhabditis angaria, 1199 nucleotides. The record is from the annotation of a GenBank genome assembly. NCBI's taxonomy places the organism in Eukaryota, Metazoa, Nematoda, Chromadorea, Rhabditida, Rhabditidae.
AUGGCAAACAAAUCUGAAAUGUCUGAAAUUGGAAGUUAUCGGUGUCCAUCAAAUCGUGAUCACACUCAUUCAUCAUCCGAAAAAUCAUCGACAAAAAAGACAAACUAUAUUUCAGCAGAUAUUUUAAUGGUUAUGAGACACUCUGAAAGACUCAAUGAUUGUUGUCCAGGUUAUAUUGAAAAAUUUGAGCGAAAAAAAUAUGAGCCAUAUGAUUUGAAUAUGCCAUCAAAAUUGCCAAUUGAAAGACCAAUCAUAAAUUAUUCACAUGACACGUGUUUAACAAGAAGUGGUAUUGUUUUAUCACAAAUGGUUGGAAGAAGUAUGAAUGUUGUUGGACAAAUUCCUGAUAUUAUUUAUUGUUCUCCAUCUUUGAGAUGUAUUCAAACAGCAACUUGGGUUCGAGAAAUGAGUGGAACUAAAACAUUAAUUCGUGUUGAACCUGGUUUAUUUGAAGAUUUCAUUUAUCCAUCAGGUGUUCCAGCUUUUAUAACAUCAGAUCAAAGAUCAGCAACAUUUCCAGUUGAUAAUUCAUAUAAACCUAUUAAACCAUUAGAUACAGUAAGCAAUUUUUAUUUUAUUAGCUUUCAAAAUAUCUCAAAUAUUUUCUUAUAGAUCAUCAAUCAUCAAGAAACAAAUGAUGAAUACAAUGAUCGAGUUCGUACAACUCUUCAAGAAAUAGUUAACACAUUUGAAGUUGUUGAAAAUGGUCGAGAACUUCGUGUUCUUUGUGUUGCACAUGCUUCUACAGUUGAUAUGGCUGUUGGUUUAAUGAGAGAAAGACCAAGAAAAACAAAUGCAAAUGAAUUGGAAUCAAUUGCGAUUACUGUACCUUAUUGCUCAGUUUCGUAUUUGAAAAAGGUAGGAGAAACAGGAAAAAUUUAGAACUUUUAUGGGUUACUGUAGAUUUUCGGGAUUGCCGAGAUUUGUUGGGAUUUUUCUGAAUUACUGUACCUUUUUGUAUAUAUAACUUUUUAUUUACACUGUUUUUUUCAAAAAAAUUAUCCUAAAUUUUUUCUUGGAAACUGGGAAAAGCUUGGGAUUUAAAAGAAUCACAAGGAAGACUACAUUCCAAAAAUAUUUCAAACUCCCAUUUUUUCCAGAAAAAAUCCUACUGGGUUCCACAUCCUCAUAUAAUUCCAACAGUCACUUAUGAGAAUCUCAACAAUCGAUAUAAUCCAUAUUAUGUUCAUCGUACUUGA